This is a messenger RNA of Acomys russatus (golden spiny mouse), 1549 nucleotides long. It is a transcript of the gene Uevld, whose product is annotated as UEV and lactate/malate dehyrogenase domains. Gene Ontology annotation, molecular function: ubiquitin binding; oxidoreductase activity, acting on the CH-OH group of donors, NAD or NADP as acceptor. Lineage: Eukaryota; Metazoa; Chordata; Mammalia; Rodentia; Muridae. Gene Ontology annotation, biological process: carboxylic acid metabolic process; protein modification process; endosome to lysosome transport. The transcript has 12 exons. The record is from RefSeq and is a predicted model, not a curated record. Gene Ontology annotation, cellular component: ESCRT I complex. Bases 134 to 1549 code for a protein of 471 amino acids.
UCUGGGGCCUGGGCUGGGCGUGCAUCCCACCUGAAGUCCGCCAAGUGGAAGUUUGGGCCUCCGCGGCCUCCGUCCACCACGGGUUCCGGAGAAGGCGUGGUGACUGCCGGGGAGGAACAGAUCCCUGUGGACCAUGGAGUUCGACUGUGAGGGCGUGAGGCGGCUGCUGAGCAAGUACAAGUUCAGGGAUCUGACUGUGGAAGAGCUGAAGAACGUGAACAAGUUUUUCCCACACUUCAGAUACUCCAUGGACACCUACGUUUUCAAAGAUACUUCCCAAAAAGACCUGCUAAAUUUCACUGGUACUAUUCCUGUGAUGUACCAGGGUAAUACAUACAACAUCCCCAUUCGCCUCUGGAUUUUGGAUUCCCACCCUUUUGCUCCACCCAUUUGCUUCUUGAAGCCAACUGCAAACAUGGAAAUCUCAGUUGGGAAACAUGUGGAUGCCAAAGGCAGGAUAUACUUGCCCUAUCUCCAGAACUGGAGCCAUCCGAAAUCUGUCAUUGUUGGAUUAGUUAAAGAAAUGAUCGCCAAGUUUCAAGAGGAACUUCCUCUCUAUUCUGUGUCAUCGUCCAGCGAAGCGCAGCAGGUGGACUUGCUGGCCUAUAUUGCAAAAAUCACUGAAGGUGUCUCAGAUAUAAAUUCAAGGGGCUGGACAAACCAUGACAAUAAAAUGCCCAAUAAAAUUACUGUGGUUGGAAGUGGAGAUUUGGGUAUUGCCUGCACACUGGCAAUUUCAGCAAAGGGCAUUGCAGACAAGCUGCUCCUUUUAGACCUCUCGGAUGGGACUAACCAGGGCACGAUGGACCUUGAUAUCUUCAGGCUGCCUAACGUAGAGAUCAGCAAAGAUUUGUCUGCCUCUGCUCAUUCUAAGGUGGUGAUCUUCACAGCCAACUCCCUGGGUGGUUCUGAAUCCUACCUGCACGCAGUACAGAGCAACGUGGACAUGUUCAGAGCUCUUGUUCCAGCUCUGGGGCAUUACAGUCAGCAUGCUGUCUUGCUUGUUGCCUCUCAACCAGUGGAAAUCAUGAGCUAUGUGACAUGGAAACUGAGCACAUUUCCUGCAAAUCGCGUGAUUGGGACUGGAUGCAAUCUGGAUUCACAGAGGUUACAAUACAUUAUUACGAGUGUUUUGAAGGCACAGAAUUCAGGCAAAGACGUGUGGGUUGUUGGCGAGCAGGGAGAAAACAGAGCAUGCUUGUGGAGUGGCCAAGAUGGAGUAAUGAGUCAGAGCUCUCAGGCACAGCUAUCCAGCAGAGCCAUGGAACUGUUGAGGGUGAAAGGUCGGAGAUCUUGGUCUGUUGGACUAUCGGUGGCUGACCUGGUGGACACCAUUGUAAACAACAAAAAGAAGAUACAUUCUGUAUCGACUUUAGCAAAGGGAUAUUAUGGUUUAGACAAUGAAGUGUUUUUAAGUUUGCCGUGCAUCCUGGGAACCAGUGGAGUAUCUGAAGUCAUCAAAACCACAGCAGGAGAAGACACAAUGGCUGAGACCCUCCAGCCCAGUGCGUCCUCAAUCCACAGUCUCCAGCAGCAGCUAAAACUGUGA